This is a messenger RNA of Octopus bimaculoides (California two-spot octopus), 1792 nucleotides long. RefSeq lists its product as uncharacterized. The record is from RefSeq and is a predicted model, not a curated record. NCBI's taxonomy places the organism in Eukaryota, Metazoa, Mollusca, Cephalopoda, Octopoda, Octopodidae.
CAUGAGAGACGAACGAAGUCAGAUAUCUGGAAGAGAGAGUACUCCCAGUUCAAUGAGAGAACAACGAAGUCAGAUAUCUGGAAGAGAGAGUACUCCCAGUUCAAUGAGAGACGAACGAAGUCAGAUAUUUGAUCGAAUGCGCAGUUCUAUACCAGACCAAAGAAGUCAUAUUUCUGAACGAGAUAGUAUUUACAGUUCAGAGCAGCACAGUCACGUAUCAGAAAGAGACAGUCACUUUAGUUCAAUACCAGAACAACGGACACAAACAUCGAGAAGUGAGAGUAGUCUUAGUUCAAUAGUAGGUCAACCGAGUGAGGCAUCUGUAUCUGAGAGUAUGCUUCGUUCUACUCCCGAUGAACAGCUUCAGAUAUCUAGAGGAGACAGUGUUCGUAGUUCAAUUCCCAGCCAGCGCAGUCAGAUAUCAGAUAGAUGGAAUACAUUUAGUUCUAUGCAAGACCAGCAGAAUCAGGUCUCUGGUACAGAGAGUAUUCUUAGUUCGAUACCAGAUCAGUGGAGUCGGGUAUUUCUCAGAGAGAGUAUUCAAAGAUCAGUACCAGACCAGUGGAGUCAGACAUCUGAAAGUGAGAAUAUUCGCCAAACUAUAGCACCUCAUUUGACAUACAUAUCUGCAAGAGAGAGUACUCCCAGUUUAAUAGUAGAACGAGGGAGUCAUACAUCUGAAAGUUCUAUAUCUGACCAGCGGAGCCAGAUUACUGGAAAGGAGAGUUUUGUCAGUUCAUUACCAGAUCAAGGAAGUCCAGUAACAGACCGACGGAGACAGGCGUCUGAAAGAGAGAGUAGUUUUAGUUCAGUUCCAGGUCACCGCAGUCAAAUAUUCCAAAGUGAGAGUAUUCCAAAUUUAGCAGCUGACGAAAUGAGCCACAUAUCUGGAAGUGAGAAAGUUUACACUCCUGUAUCUGACGAAUGGAGACAAUCAUCUAGAAAUGAAAGCAUUGUAAGUUCAACACCAUUUCAACGGAGUCAAAUAUCAGGAAGAGAGAGUACUCACAGUUCUAUUCCAGAGCAGCGGGGUUUGAUGUCUAAAAGCCAGAGUAUUUCCAGCACAAUUCAAGAUCAACUCAGUCAAAUAUAUGGAACCGAGAGUAUUCAUAGUGGAAUAGUAGGCCAAGGAAUGUCUUCAAUAGAGAGUGCUCCAGAUUCUGUACUUAGCAGAUAUAGUCCCAUGUCUGAAAGAGAAAGGUCUCCCAGAUCUGUGUCAGACCAGCAGAGUCAACUAUCUGAUAUAAAGAGUAUUCAUUCAAUACCAGAACAACAAAAUCAAAUACUAGAAAGAGAGAGACUACACAGUUCUAUUACGAGCCAACGAAGUCAGAUAUCUGGAAGAGAGAGUACACCUAGUUCAAUGAUACUUCAACGGAGUCAGAUAUCCGGAAGAGAGAGUAUACCUGGUUCCAUGAUGGACCAGCGGAGUCAGAUAUCUGGAAGAGUGAGUACUUCCAGUUCAAUGAGAGACCAACGAAGUCAGAUAUCUGGAAGAGAGAGUAUUCCUAGUUCAGUGACAGACCAGCGGAGUCAGAUAUCCGAGCGAGAGAGUACCUCCAGGUCAAUGACAGACCAACGAAGUCAGAUAUCUGGAAGAGAGAGCACUCUCAGUUCAACGACAGACCAACGAAGCCAGAUAUCUAGAAGGGAGAGUAUUCCUAGUUCAAACCAGCGAAGUCAGAUAUCUGGAAGAGAGAGUACCCCCAGUUCAAUGAGAGACCAACGAAGUCAGAUAUCUGGAAGAGAGAGUACCCCCAGUUCAAUGAGAGACCAACGAAGUCAGAUAUCU